AGCGGCGGCUGGUUGCGCUGUUCAUAUGGCAACGGAGCGGGAGCUGUAAACACGCGGGCUGCGCGGAGGGACCGGGACAGGGCUCGGACGCCGCGGCUGCGGCGGGGAUCCUCUGACGGCGCCUCUGCGCUCCGUGGGACCCGCCGCGAGGGGGGCUCCCGUUUGCCUCGCCAGGCGCUGGGCACGAGGCGCGAUGGGCUGUUCCAGCAGCGCCCAGACUCAGACCCAGGACAGCAGCCGGCCGGCUGCAAAACCCAGCGACACCAACGGGCUGCAGAAAUGUGCUACUUCAGAUGAAAACUUUCCAACCACAGAGGAAAAUGAAACUAUUCCUGACCAGACAAAGUUAGACCCAAUGGAGGAGGUGGAUCUCACACCUGGGGAAACAAAACCUAGUGAGAAUCUUCCAGCAGAGGAGCCAGAAGUUUUGAUUCCAGCACCAGCAGAAUGUGUUAAUUCUAACUAUAAAAGAGUGGAUCUGGAGGGCACUCAACCGCCGCCUGCGGGACCGGCAGAGGGCCCUGGGAUACCGCCGCCUGCGGGACCGACAGAGGGCCCUGGGAUACCGCCGCCUGCCGGACCGACAGAGGGCCCUGGGAUACCGCCGCCUGCAGGACCGACAGAGGGCACUGGGAUACUGCCGCCUGCCAGACCGGCAGAGGGCACUGGGAUAUCGCCGCCUGCCGGACCGGCAGAGGGAAGUGUCAGCCCUGUAACAGAAAUCGUCAGGAAAGUACAAAGUAACGAAGACGACCAACUCAUUGAGGGUGAGACGGGAGAAAAAGUGGAAACUGAGAAGCACAGUGAGCUAGUAAGUGAGGGGACUGAAACAAAAGAAGAAGAAGAAACAGGAGAAGCUGUGGAUGCUACAGCAGCAACAGAGAUAGAGGCAAUGAAUAACGAGGAAUGAGAGUCAGGUCUAUAUGGACUUCCUCUUCUUGGUCCUAUCAGCUGUUCAAAUGAACAUUCUUUAAUCUAAUGGCUUUUGGGGGGAAAACUAUCAGGAUUUUAAAAAAGCUUUUAUGGACUUCGCUACAAGCAUUAACAAAGGGCACCAAAAAAAAAAAAAAAAAAAAUUAAGUAUUUUUCCUGAAGUCAAGUUGCCAAGACUUCAACAAGUAAUUGAAAUGUAUGAACUUUUUACUUAUCUGCCAUAGAGUGCCUUCUAUACACUGCUAAUAGAUUGGAAAGAAUUGUCAUAUAAAACAGUCUAUCUGCUCAAUCUUCAUUUAAGAGUUUUCCAGGUUAAAAUGAGUAACUUAAAAUCAAUCUGAGGGGCACUGUUAUAAUUGGUAUCAACUAGCAUUAUACAGGAUGCAAAAGAUACAGUACAGGCGAGUCUCAUCUUACGCUGGAGUUACGUUCCGCUGUCAGUGCGUAAAGCGAAAAUCACGUAUAGUCAAAAUUACAUGGAGUGUAAUGGCAGGCAGAAUCACCUGCACUACAGGUACAGUAUUCAAAUUGUUAUUUUUCUCUUUUUUUGUUUUUGUUUUUUGCCGACCGCGCAAAGCUGAAUUCGCGCAUGUUAAAUGCGCGUAAGAUGAGACUCGCCUGUACUGCAUGUUUUUUCAAUGUUAGUGCUAGAUUGAGAUCAGAAACAUAGGUCCAGUCCUGAUCCCAAACCUUACACAGGUGAGUAGUUUCAAUGAGUGCAUGGAUACUCAUAUUUAUCAAGAUGCUCUAGUGCGUAGAUAUGUACAGGAUUAGGACCUGAUAGCACCCAUUUAACAGGACCUGGCUAGAUGCAACAAUCAGUUUUUCAAGAAGAUAAAGAAUACAUAGCAUGUGACACCAUCUGAUAACAAAUGUCUUUUGGUGACUUUAAAAAAAAAGUUACCGAUAGGAUAGCAGUAGCACAUACACUUGGUAACUAUUGCAGUGGAAGAAUUAUUGCAGUGGAAGAAAGCAUUUAAAAUAUUUUAUAUUUUAUUAUAUAUUUUAUGCUCAUAGUAUCAGUCCUGGCACCCCUAAGGAAGUACAAAAAGAAACUUUGCAAUUUCUAAAACUCAGAUGGAUACAAAUUAUUAAUAAAAUUACAUAUAGACACUGUAUAGUUUCUAAAAUAAUGAUAAAAUAAAAUAAUUAUAAACAUUCUAGCCACAUUUUCCUGAUAGUGUUAUCUUUAAAAAAAAAAAUUAUACUGUGUGGAUUCUUACUUGGUUUACAACAUGCUAAAUACUGCUCCUGAAGCUGAAGUUGAACAAUGAAGCCUUUCAACAUAAACUUCCUGUGGAAACAAGCCUUGAAACAGCUGAUUUCAUGGAUGUGAUAGAGGAUAUAUCUGUCCUGAUACUGAACAGGAAGAAAGACACUACUGAUUAUCGCUGGGACUGUGUUGGCAAAACUCUUUGGCAUAAGAAAUCAGAGGACUGCAGUCGGGGAGGAAAGAUGAGGUUUUUCAGAAUGGGUGAGCACUUAUUGGCUCCAUUUAGGAGGUCUUCACAUAAGUGUUAAAGAUAAACACAAUUUAUAAACUACUUAGAGACAAAGUCUGCAUUGUGUGUGCACAUCUGACUCCAGCUGGCUUUGGUUUGUGUUAAAUAUUUAGAUUUAUUUCCAUUGCCUUUUAAUUUUUCACUUCAGCUAAUAUUGGUCAUGUUUGCUGUGUUAUUUCUUACAGUCUUCUAUUUCUUAAUGUCCUGUUCAGACUAUUGAAAUUAACUAUGUUUUGAUUAAGAUAGGAAACACCACCAAUUUUAGGUUGGAAAUACCCAUUUUCCUUAUCUGCAGCCUACAUGUUGUAUCAAGUCACAGUUGUUUUAUGGGGUUCUAUGUUCUUUGCAAUUCCAUAGAUGAAACAAAUGUAAUCAGUUAAAUUUUCUACUGAAUAUGCUGCUGUUUUAAAAAUACUGCAGCUUUUACAAAACUCAGCUAAAAUGCAUGUCUUUUUUUUUUUUUUUUUUAAUUUCUGUGGUUCGAUGUUGCUGGGGCCUUUUUACUAGUUCUCUAAUAUUGGACUAAAAUCAAAUCAAAGCAACUGCCCCUCGUUACUUUUUUCUGAUACACAAUUCCAAUAUUGGCACAGAAAUAUUAAACAUUUUUAAGGAUUUAAAUAUACUAAUAGUAAUUAAUAGUAGGCAUUCCAGUCAGCAAGACCAGAAAUAGUAGCAGCAGCAGCUUCGUUAGCUUUUUAAAUGUAACUUUAUAAAUAAUUAAGAUAACCUAUAGACUGCACAAUCUCAUUACCAUGGCACUAACUGCAUAUCAGUGGCCUCUUCAAAGAAACAAGUGAAAACAUCCAUAUACGUCACACCACACAACUUUUUUGAAAUCAUUUAACAAUUUUUAAUUGGAAGAAAAAGGACUGUGAGUCUGCCAAUGUCUCAGCAAUACUUGCCUUCCUCAAACACAGUCACUUCCUUGUGUACUUCAUGAUUACAGUUAGCAUAGAUGUUACUUCAUCCCAUCCAUUCUAAAAGCAGAAAAGCUUUUCUGAUUGUAUGUGGAAAACAAUAAACUGCCACAAAAACUAUUUUUACUGUCCAAAUUACUCUAUCGCUACCUCCAGAAAUAAGACAAGCACUAACAUUCUAGUGCUAGUAAUGCCAAUGUUCUGUAAGAUACCAAUGUAUACACUGUUACCUUACAAGCAUCUAUGCACAGCUAAGGCCCAGAGGGCCAAAUUAUGUCCUGACAUACACCUCUGCAAUCACAGUGAAAUCAAGGGGGUUGCUGAGGACAGAUAAUGGUUCUUGGAUCAAAUAGUAAUUACACCAUGUUAAAGGUUAAUGUUCGUAUUUGCUGGUGUGAUAUGUUUACAAGGCCUACCUACGGAAUUAUGCCUGUGCACCUUAAAGGAGAUUUUUUUUUUUUUGUCCAUUUCAGUCUGAAAAGCCAUUUUCAGAAACAUUUGUAGAAAGAGCUAGUGUCAGGUCCUUGGACUUGGCAUAAAAUUGACUCAUGCUGAUAGACAGAUCUAAUGAGUCCUAUUCGCUCCAACCAAGGGUUUGUGUAUCACUUCAUGCCAGAGGGAAUGAGGGUCAGGGACAGGUCAGCAAGGGUAACCUUAGGAAUAUCCACGUUCAUGAGCAAGAUCUGGUAGGAAGAUUGUUCAUUUAGCCUCUUCCUGGGUGUCCUUUAUUGUUAAGUUUGGACCUUAUCCACUAUGUGUGCGCAUGCAUAUACCAUCUUAGGAACACAAUGAGAAUGUCCCUUGCUUACAGAACUAUUUUGCAGUCUGCUUAGCCAGAUUCGGAUAUUUCAUAUAAUGUCUUUUCAAAUAAAUAUGGUAGUUGCUGUUGAUAUCAAGAAGGGUGAGGUGUUCUAAGCCCGGGGUUCUCAAACUUCAUUGCACCGCAAUCCCUUUCUGACAAAAAUUACUACACAACCCCUGGAGGGGGGACUGAAGCCUGAGCCCACCCGAGCCUGAGCUUCACUGCCCUGGGCAGGGGGUGC
Trachemys scripta elegans is the source of this 4395-nucleotide messenger RNA. It is a transcript of the gene ERICH5, whose product is annotated as glutamate rich 5. The transcript has 4 exons. The record is from RefSeq and is a predicted model, not a curated record. Lineage: Eukaryota; Metazoa; Chordata; Testudines; Emydidae. The coding region runs from base 194 to 910 and encodes 238 amino acids.